CUGACCCUCUAACCAAGCUGAGUGUUAUUCUGCUUUAACUACAUAGGUACUUAAGUGUUAGAAUUAAGAUUUAAUUAUUGUGAUAAUUAAGUGAUCGUGAUUCAAUAUGGGCGCGGACAGCUCGAAGGAAGAAAACAAAUCCAGAUUACAAGACGAAAGACUACAACGGCGGAACCAGUAUGCCACGCAACAGAGACGACAGGAAUCGCUACAAACUUCAAGUGCGACCCAUCAGUCGCCUGUGCAAACCCCCACAGAGAGAUCCCGAACUCCUUACAAUUACACAACGGAGAACUUACAAAGUGUAAUAAAGCAAACUAGCCAACCAAACGUUCUGGAAAGAUCCCGCAACCCAUACAACUAUAAUUCUGAAGACUUGCAUGGAAUCAAACAAACACCCAAUCUGUACCCAAACCUUAACGUGAGCCGAGGCGAGGACAACUUUGUUUACGUGAAUAGGCCACCGCCAACACCAACCAGGCCCUCACCGCAGCCAUCGGCUCCUCCGGCCUCAGAAGUCAACGAAGUAUUAAAUAUCCCGACAACUGCACUCAACGCGUCAAGGAGCCCUUCAACGCCUCAGGCGUCGCUAUUAGUGCCUACUACGAAACACCCAUUUUCUCAGGUCAACGUGGUACAAAAGGCAUCUGUGUCCCACGUCAGCGCUUCGCCAAAGGUUUUCGUACGUACUCGGCCACCACCACCGUAUAAUUCAAGUCAUAAUGCUCCCGGGACCUCGCAGUCGGCAAAUGCUUCUACCAAUAAAAAUGAAGCACUCUCAGAUGCGAAACCCAAUACAGCUGGACCUUCGAAGUCUAAGCCUUCUGCAACUAAGAAUGGACCGAAACCAGGCGGCAGGGGCCGAGACAACGACAUCAGUUGCCCAACGUGCGGCCAGCGCUACGGGCUCAGCAUCUACCAGUGCAGCAACGGACAUGGCUCCUGCCAGGACUGCCGCUUGGCACAGAGGUCGUGCGGCAAAUGUCUGUCGCCCAUCACUGCCAUGAGGAAUAUUGCGAUGGAAGCUGUUAUAGCCGACUUGAACACUACUUGCCCAAACGAGGGCUGCACGCUACGCUUUAACUUCGAUGGGAUGCAGCGUCACCUCAAGGAGUGCCCGUUUGGGGAGAUGGACUGUCCAAUGGGCGCAGUCUUUGGACAAUGCUCAACUCGAUGCAAAGUUUCUGACAUGGCUACACAUUUUGACGAGUGCCACAAGGAGCAACGCUCCGCAGAAAUACACAAAGAGAUGUACGUCUUCAACAUUUGCAUGGACACCCAUAAAAUGUAUCUUAUAAAGAAUGGGCCCUACAACUUCUUAGUUCACGUUAAAGUAGACGAGAAAGAACGUAAAAUUUCAAUGACUGUCCAGUUGCUAGGCACGAAAAUAAGUGCCGACAAAUGGACGUAUGAAUUCCAUGUCUACAACAAAAGACAGCCGUUAAGGAAGUAUCUUUACGUUGACAAUUGUCAGUCAAUCGGUACUCAUGUUGAGGAUAUUUUCAAAGAUAGCCAGUGUGCUACCCUGCCGCUUAGUUACGCCAUGACUUUUGUCAACGAAAGCGCUUUGACGUACAAGUUUUAUAUAAAGAAGGAAAUGAACCAGCGGGGACGCAGGAGAGGUCCCAGGAAUAACGAUGUAAAUUAAAUACGAGUAUAUACAGUUUAUAGACCAAGAAAAGUCUGCAACGAUUUUAAUAGCACACGCAGUGCAAGUGUUAUUCCUCUUAAGACCCAGAGCAAUUUUGGCGCUUUUGAAUUUGAAACUUUCUUUUAUUUCUAUAUGAGUUCAAAACUCGAAAGUAAUUUAUUCUUGUACAAGUACACGGGGACUUAGUGGACUUACGUUACGAGGAUAUACGUCAAAGUUCUAUGACUUUAUGACGUAUACCUAAAUAACACUUGCACUGCGUGUGCUAUCGAAAUCGUUGCAGACUUUUCUUGGUCUAACUCUAUGAGAACUGCAGUCCGCCUGUUUCGACCCUUGACAAGUUAAUGAAAGAUAAGCUUAGUAACCUAAGUCCAUGUCGAUUCAAACUCUGA
This is a messenger RNA of Cydia fagiglandana, 2043 nucleotides long. Its product is annotated as E3 ubiquitin-protein ligase sina-like. Gene Ontology annotation, cellular component: cytoplasm. Gene Ontology annotation, biological process: proteasome-mediated ubiquitin-dependent protein catabolic process; multicellular organism development. Gene Ontology annotation, molecular function: ubiquitin conjugating enzyme binding; ubiquitin protein ligase activity. The transcript is spliced from 9 exons. Bases 107 to 1648 code for a protein of 513 amino acids. The record is from RefSeq and is a predicted model, not a curated record. Lineage: Eukaryota; Metazoa; Arthropoda; Insecta; Lepidoptera; Tortricidae.